Molecule: messenger RNA, 762 nt
Organism: Symbiodinium sp. CCMP2592
Lineage: Eukaryota; Dinophyceae; Suessiales; Symbiodiniaceae
Source: the annotation of a GenBank genome assembly
AUGUCGGCGCAUUCCUCGUUGGUAAACAUCGAAGGCACCAUGAGCUUGGACGCGGCUGGUACGGCGACCAUCCGCUUGACCAAAACGAGUCCUACAUCAUCAAAUUCAUGUCCAUCCGCAACGACAACAUCGGCGUCCAAAGGACUGGAUCUGUUUCCGGUUGACAAGCCACCAUCUUCGGAAUUCAUUCUGGGUGGCAUAGAGAACAAUGCCUUCGAGUUCCAUCCUUCCAAACGGAAUCUUUCCUCGCGCCAAGUCUACGUUAUGCUGUACAACAUCCAGGGCAGGCUUGGUCUCAUGAAGGGAAUGGACGGCGGAUGGUCGAUCACCGCGAGCAAGCAGCUGUUAGACAUGCUAAAAAAGGCUAAGAACCGAAGCAAUCAAGCGACAUCGUCUUCUUCGGCACCAUUGGCGAUUGGAGAUAAAGACCAAGUGAUGGCGAUUAUGGACCAAGAGGGAAAAAACGACGAGGACAAGGAGACUGUCAAAGCCACGUCCGACAGCUCAUCGGAUGAUGGUGAAAGCAACUGGGGCGACACCAGCUCAGACGAGGCUAGCAAGAAUAGCGGCAGCGCAAGCACGGCAUCCACGCCAUCCCCAGUGGAUCUGAGCACGUGGACCUCCGAUUGGCACGACACCUACGUUUGUGCUCUGGACCUGGUGACCCCACGGAUGGUCGAGAACAGUCCAAAGAAAAAGCGUAUCAUGAACAAGGUCCUCCGCACGAUCAAGAAGGCGAAGAACAAGUUCGAGAGCCUAUGA